Messenger RNA from Salvelinus sp. IW2-2015, 3903 nucleotides. RefSeq names its product sialic acid-binding Ig-like lectin 5. The record is from RefSeq and is a predicted model, not a curated record. Lineage: Eukaryota; Metazoa; Chordata; Actinopteri; Salmoniformes; Salmonidae.
UUCACACCCAUCAGGGACUCACACAGGGCUCACAGUCAAUAGGAASKGAGAGCACACAGAGAGAGACCAGUAGACAGAGACAGAGAUAGUGACCAUUAGAGAAAGAGGAGAGAGACCCCGGUGUUGUGGUUGAUUCAUAGAGGCAGUAGAGGCAGGAUGUGGGUCCUCAUCUGGGCAGCUCUACUUCUCUCUCUGACAGAGAGAACCACYUGCCAAAAUAAGGACCCUCCAGCACCAAUCAACAUCACCUUCAGUCCAGCAGAGAUAACACCACAGGCUGGACUAUGUGCUGUUAUUCCAUGUUCGUUCACUCACCUUGAUGACUUCACUGCUCACUCAGCAAUAUGGUUUAAAUGCCCUGAUACACAACGUUCUAUAAAAGUCGACARGGUCUCUAUUUUCCACUCAAYAAAUUCCUCUAAAGCUCAGGAGGGUUAUAGAAGMCGAGUGUCACUACUGGAGACAGACCUGASAAAGAAGAACUGCAGUAUAAUCAUCAACGACAUCACMAAGACUGAUYAUGGAGACUAUCAAUUAAGACUGURCGGAACAUUUAACAGUGGAAAUAGAAGUACAUUUASWUCKCGAGAGAAAAUGAAAAUUGCAGUGAAAGCUCUGACCCAGAAGCCCUCAGUGUUGACUCCUCCUCUGACAGAAGGAGAACCAGCGACCCUGACCUGCACUGCCCCGGGGAUCUGCUCUGGAACUCCUCCUAACAUCACAUGGACAUGGAGAGGGACAGGAGACAACAUCACUGCGCUCAGAGACAACACCACUAUGCAAAAGAGAGAGGAUCUGGCCAGCGUCACAACAACCCACUUCUCAACUUUGAACUUUACACCUUCAGCAGAGCACCACACCACCAAGGUCACGUGCCAAGUGACAUUCAAAGGGAACGUCACCACUGAGGAGACAGUGACUUUGAAUGUGACUCAUGUGAAGGAACCCAAGAUCUCUGGUAGUAACACAGUGAGAGAGGGUGAUACCCUGAAUCUGUCUUGCUUUGUUGACAGCUACCCACCACCACCAUCUAUCACCUGGAGUAAGAAUGGGACAACAGCUUUGGAACAGAAUAACUCUGGACUGGCCGCUCUCACCAUCUCUAACAUGACAAGAGAACAUGCAGGGGAGUAUGUGUGUAAAGCUCAACACCUCAACAGGACUCUGACAGCUUCCAUUGUUGUCACUGUGAUGUACCAUCCAGUGAUUCUCAAUGCUUCUGGGUGUGUCAUCCAGGCCAAGGUCAUGACCUGUGUGUGUGUCAGUCAGGGGGUCCCCUUACCUCUCAUAGGCUGGCUUAACACUGAGGAGUACUCCCUCACUAAAUCAGUGUUGAGGUCCUCAGUGAACACCACCAUCAGGAUGCAUGUCGGAAACCACACCAACACUACUGUGGAGUGUGUCAGCGCAAAUGAAGUGGGCAGAGUGAGAGAGAAGCUGCAAGUCACCCAAAAAGAGAGCCAAGGAAAGCAAGGAGAGGAAGUAUCUAAAGACAUCUUGGCUAUGCUGUUGAACCCAUCACUGAUUGCUGCAUUUGUGAUUGGUGCAGCCUUCUCAGCCACCAUCUGUUGUAUCUUCCUGUGUUUGACAGGGAAAUGUAGAAGAUACAAAGAGAGGAUCCCAAAGGACUCAGACUCCAAAAGCCCUUUAACGAACCUGGCGAUGGUGGCAUGUGAAGACCAACAGACGGAUGCAGGACAGGCUGUGCGGGGCGAACAGACCCCUCUGCAAGUGGUGCUGAUGGAGGGAUCUGAAAACACAGAACCCCAGACCAGUGGAGCUGCAGGAAACUCUGCCAAAGGGGAUGUGCACUACGCCACUAUCAACUACUCCCUGCUGAAGAAGAAGACUCCUGAGGAGGCAGAGAAGGAGACCACCACCGCAGAGUCAGAGUACGCCAAAAUCAAACGAAAGAAUAAGAAAGAAGGGGAUGAAGAUGGAGGAGAGGGGAGUGGUGUGAUGGACGAGGAGGAGAACGAGCCAGCAGCAGAGACAGAUGAGAAUACAACGCUUUACUCCAACGUCAAGGCUAUUAUGGGUGGUGGUGAGUGACACAGCAAUUUCGCUAGAAACGUGGGGGAUAGCAUGCAGUAUUAUAUAGCCAUGUGUUCUUAUAUCAUUUCCUGAAUCCAGAUUGAAAGUUUUAUGUUGAUAAUGGGACUUUUGUUCAACUGAAACUACUGUAGUUUUGGUGUUGUUUCCUCAUGUGCUGAAUCCAGUUUGAAUGUUUUACGAUAGUACAGAGAUGUUGUUUAAUAACUGAAACUACUGUAGUUAAUAGUUUUGGUAAAUGKUUUAUUUUACAGCCCUGUGUCAGAUGGUACUGUAUGUAUCUGGUGGUUGUACAUUUUCAAUAAGAAUAUUUUCUAGUUGUACAAAAAAGGAAAUUUUGGUAAUGUUUUUUAAAAGUUUUUCAAGGAAGUGUCAUUUUACUUUUGUAACGAUUGUGUUUUGUCACCAUGAGGAAGGAUUGACAAAGAUGUGGUUUGGAAAAGUAGAGAGGUCAAACCAUUUCUUUUUUUUCUCCUCUUUCCUUUCAUUUUUGCAUUUUGAUUUGACAAGUGGGUGGGGAUAUUAGGUAGUAUGUGUGGAUGUAAUCAAUAUAUUUCUGUAAAUAGAAUACUGAUACACUGGCGAAAAUGUUGGCAAAAUGUUAUUUAAGAAUUCUCAUUUUGGGCUAGCCAGAGAGCUCAAAUGAAAUGAAUCAAGAAAAAAAGUACAUUGUGCUUUUAAAAGUUGUGUGCUAUAGACGGGUUGGUUGUUUAGCAACAAAACAGAUGUGCGCACAACAAUAAGGUAAAACAGACGGGUUGGCUUAGAUUGUUGACAACAUGUAAACUAUAUUUAGUCUCCAAUGUUUAAAAAUAUAAAAAUCAUUUGUACAAUGAGCACAUGUUUUUUCUCAAAUACAUUGUUAGUUGUCUGGUUAGCUAGGUAGCAUUUUAUUUGUGCCAAAUUAGCAAAUAACACACAAAAAAAGACAUUUCACGAACAACAUAAAACUUGCUGAAACGAGCCACCUACAAUUCCCCACAUGGCAGCUUCGUGUCGUUGUUGCUAGAUAUCUGGCCAUCCAGAAUCAUCACAACGGCUACAAGUGCCAUCACACGGCCUUCUGCCCCAUUGAAGCGUGUGUAUCGUUUUAAUGACAUUGUCAGCUAACCCGUUUAUGAGAAUAUUUUUCUAUUCAUAAGUGUGCAUUAUUGCAGUAUUGUUUUACAUUGAGGCACUAGCUUACUUAAUCUUUUUUUUGUAUUUUCAUUUGUUUGUUCUCUGAAACCUGUUAAAAGAAUGUAUAAAUAGUAUUUUUUCCAACUUACCAUAGUUCAUUCAACAGUAAUUAUAGGCUACCAAUUGUAUAAAUCAGGAAUGGGCAACUUUGAUGGGGGUGGAGGCCACAAGAAAAAAAUCAUCACAGGGGGCCGCAGUGGCUCAGAGGUCUGCAUACCCACACAUGAAGUCAGAGCCGGCCCUAUCCUUUUGGAGGCCCCAAGUUAAAUGUUGUUUCCACCACCUUGCGAGCACAACAUUUUACGUCUCCCCUCUUGAGGGUGGAGAGAAAAAAUGAGGUUUUAGAGUUAAUUUCCUGCAAUUCUACACAUUUUGCCAUGGGGUGUAAAGAAAAGGUUGCAGUUUUAAAGCAAGUUUGCUUCAAAUCCACACAUUUUCCCAUGGAGCGGAGAGAAAUAUUUGCAGUUUUAUAGUUAGCCUCCUGCAAUUUUACACAUUUUGCCAUAGUGUGAAGAGAAAUGUUUGCAGCUUUUAAUAUGAUCGCUGAGUGAGAAUGACUAACAAAAUCAAUGGGGCCCCCUCGGUCGAUAACUCAACCAUGAUAACUACAAGUUUAGAUAGCUGGCCGCUAGACUAACUUACCAAUCUUUUUUUUUUUGCUGACAUGGGCUA